Molecule: messenger RNA, 2687 nt
Organism: Closterium sp. NIES-67
Lineage: Eukaryota; Viridiplantae; Streptophyta; Zygnematophyceae; Desmidiales; Closteriaceae
Source: the annotation of a GenBank genome assembly
AACGAAGUGCUGCAGAAAUUUCCAAGGAGCCAUUGAAUCUUCUGCUUAUAGCCUUCUCUAACCAACAAGUGGUAUCAGAGCCUAUUAUCACGCAUUUGGGACCUAAAAUACGAUGGGAGAUAAAGAGGACUCUGGUGGAGGUGAUACUUCACUUGGAGCUGAACCAGAGGCAUCACAUGAGCAUCUGCUACCGGAAAUUGAUUGUGGGCCCAAGGCAUGGGCAGUGCUCAAGGACCUGCACGCUCCGACAUCGGUUGCCGCUUCUCUCAUGCUGGAUCGGGAGCUGUGCAUGCUGCGGUUGAGCGAGAAUGAACCUGUGCAGCCCGUACUGGACAAGAUGAGGGAACUCUACGCGAAAUUGGCGAUCGCAGGCAUCACGUACCCAGAGCAGACAAAGUGUCUCAAGAUGCUCAGCCUGCUGCCGGAGUCUUGGCUGCAAUUUAUAAGCGGACUCAGCUUGCCACAAAACCAAAGUCAAUGGACAUUGGAGUGGAUUCGCACCAAGAUUCUGGAAGAAGAUUUUCGUCGCUAUACACUGCGCGGAGGUGAUGACAGCACCAGCGGCUAUGCCAUGCAAGGGACAUGGAGGGAUCGAGGGCGUGGCAAUCGCGGUCGCUCUUACCACAGCCAAGGUGGUCGCGGGACUUGGAACCAGCGGGGGCGUGGUGGCGCUGGUGCAAGAGGAAGAGGUGGUCACUCCAACAAUGACAACAGUGAACCACGCUUGAGGGGAGAGUGCUGGUAUUGCAAGGAAGAAGGGCAUCCAUGGUUUUGCUGCCCUACCAAGCCCGACUGGUGGACCCCUUGGAACCAAUCGCAGAAGGGGAAUGGAGGAAAGCAACCACAUGGAGGUGCCAACAUGGUAGCUGAUCCUGCUGAAGAAACCUCCAAGGAUGACAGAGGUAUGGGAAAUGAGGAGAGAAAUGCUGGACAGUUCUACCAUGUGUGUGACAAAGAUGACAGUGGCACAGCUGUUGCAAGGGCUGGAGAGGAAUUGCACCCGCUUGACAUGUGGGUCAUGGACUCUGGUGCUGCAUGGACAAUGACACCACGCAAGGACCUGCUGGAUGCUGUGCGAGCGCCUCCAAUCUCUGAAGUGCGCUCAGCAUCCGGACAUGCAGUGAAGGUCGCUGGAGUUGGUCGAGCUGCAUUCAGAGCACCUGAUGGUGGACUGGUUGUGCUGAAGGACGUGUUACUCGUACCGGGGCUGAAGGCCAAUCUGAUAUCGCUGCGCAAGCUAGGCCAGGCCGGAGUCAGCACCACCACCAAUGGAUCCAAAACAUUCAAGGGGCUGCGAGGAGAUCGUGUGUUAUGGGAUUUACACGAAAGCAGAGAUGUCUUCAGAUCCAUGUGGCAGAUCCCUGCACUGAUAUGGGAAUCAACAAAGAAGGAGUUGGGAGAAGUAAAGGCGGGAUCUGGAGUCCAGGGGGAGUGUAAUGCAGUUAGUGCUGCAGGAGUGACGGUUUCUGCAAGGUCGGGGGAGACUGAUUGGGAAACCGCACACAGGCGUCUAGGGCAUGUGGCUAUGCCAUUGCUGCAGCAACUGCAUAAGGAAGAAGCAGUAAAGGGGCUGAAGCUUUCUGGGCAACCAAAUGAUACCAAGUGCGAGACGUGUCUGCUGAGCAAGUUCACACGGUUCCCCUUUCACGGCGUAGCUGGGAAAAGCAAGGCAGCACUGGAACUGGUGCACAUGGACCUGGUAGGACCUUUUCCAGUCCGAGGAAGUAAGGGGGAAAGGUACUUCCUGACAAUAGUUGAUGACUGGAGUCGGCUGAUGUGGGCAUACCCGUUGAAGCAGAAGGAUCAUGCUGCCUCAACAAUACGAGAUGAUUGGCUGCCGUUCGUCGAGCGACAAUCUGGGCAUCCAUGCAAGAGCAUCAGAACCGACCGAGGUGGAGAGUUUCUAGGAGGAGAUCUGACUGCGUGGCUCAAGAAACAAGGCAUUGAGCAUCAGCUAACGACGUCCUAUACCCCUCAGUCAAAUGGCGUUGCUGAGAGGGCUAAUAGGACCAUCCUGGAAACAGCGCGAGCGCUGCUGAUCGAAUCAGGGCUGGGGAACUCCAUGUGGCCUCAUGCGGUGAGGCAUGCUACUGUGGCAAGGAACCGCGUACUCACAAAGGUGGCUGAUGAUAUGUGGGUGCCGCUGGAGAGGUGGCUUGGAAAGAAGCCUCCAGUGGACAUGCUUCGAGUGUUCGGAUGCAUGGCAGUGGCGCAUGUCCCUAAACCGUACAGGACAAAGCUUGGAGCAUCUGCACUUUGGUGUGUGCACCUUGGGCUUGCGGCAGAGAGCAAGGGGUGGCUACUCUGGGAGCCCUCAAAGAAUGUGCUGUUUGACAGUCGGGAUGUCAAAUUUGUGGAGAACAUCAUGUAUGGCAAGUGGGAGAAGCAGCCGGAGGCAAGGGUCACCCAGCAGCUGGAAGAGAUCACUAUGCACUUCGAUCUGUCCAAACCUGAGGACAGCGAAGUCACUGCGCCAACGACAAGCGGUACUGAUGAAGGAAGCAAUGAGGAUAUUGCAGCUGAUGCUGAAGUCAAGGAUCCGGAGCAGCAGCAGCAAGAGGCUUCCAAAACACCAAGUCUGCCAAAGCGAAGGAAACAGAUUGGUGGGGGGACAAAGGAUUGGGUGAAGGUGAAAUAAUGGGUAAAUCCAACCAUCUACCCUGCACGUACCAGAAUGGCAACGAGAA